AUGGCGCUGGGACACGAUCAUGGCGUCAGCCACAUCGCCGAGGGCGAGUCCGUCUCGCCAGAGCCAAUUGACUCGACAUUGUGGGUUCACAUCUUCACCAUGAUGCUCGCCUUUGGCAUCAUCUUCCCCAUCGGAAUGGUGCUGGGAAUCACCAAAAAUCGAUGGCACGUCCCGACCCAGGUUCUGGGCACCGUAAUCGCUGUUGUCGGUUACUUCAUUGGUCACGCCCACGGCGGACGCGAAUUCAUUCACAACAAUGUUCACGCCAAGUUCGCGAAUCUCCUCAUGUUCAUCCUCGCCGCCCAGGUGACCCUCGGUGUCUACCUUCGACUACAUCUCGAAAAGGGAAUCCACGGCCGCAUCCGUCGCUUCGCUCGCCCCUUCCACGGCGUCCUUGGCAAGGCGAUGCCUGUAAUCUCCUGGGUGCAGAUCUUGUUCGGUGGCAUUACGGCGCUUGGUUUUUGCCAGGGCGACCAUCUCGGACAGUGCGCUGCGCAUUUCAUCAUGGGCUCGGCCUUCAUCGCCUACGGCAUCCUCUUGACGCUGCUCCUGCUCGUCGGUCAGAUGUGGCUGCGCAGGACAGGGCGGUCGCAGGAGUUCUUUGACAGCGUGGUCAUUGCCGCCUGGGGCUGCGUCAAUACCUUUACCGAGCACCACUGGGGCACUGCCUGGGUCAAGAACGACUGGCAGCACACCACCAUGGGCAUUGUCUGGUGGUGCGCCGGUCUGGCGGGUGUCUGGUUGAGCAGGGAUCGCGAUGGCAACCCCAAGCGAAACUUCAUUCCCGGUUUCGUCAUCUUCAUCACGGGCUGGGCCAUGUCCGCGCAUCCCCAGGAGCUCCACGUCUCCGAAGCCACCCACUCGAUGUUCGGCAAGACGUUGAUGGCCGUUGGCAUCACCCGCAUCAUUGAGAUUGCAUUUGUGGUGAAGGACGAACACGGUCUUUCAGAGGACGGGCGGACGUACAACAGCUGGCAGCUGAUUCCCGCAUUCCUGCUCUUUGCGUCUGGAUUCCUAUUCAUGGGCGCCACCGAGGAACAGAUGCUUCUCGUCGACCAGUCGUCCAUGGAUCACGUCGCCUACAUUCUGAUUCUCUUCUCCUUCGCCUUCCUCUUGUUCCUUUUCGUCAACAUGCUCAUUAGCCUCUACGAGCGCACGUCGUCCGCCGAGGGCAAGGUUGUCCUCCCGAACGGCAAUACGCACGGGGCCGAGUCGCGCCAGCUGCGGGAUGCCGAGGAGUUCGAGCUCGAGGGUCUCAUGAGUGACGAUGAUGAGGAAGAUGCCAGGAAAAAGGCGAGGCGGGGUGAUGAGGAGAGGGGCAUGUCGAGCCCCAGCACAAUCGGCAGCACAGUAGGAAGCAACAGCGAUCGUGUGGCGCGAUAG
Molecule: messenger RNA, 1383 nt
Organism: Verticillium alfalfae VaMs.102
Lineage: Eukaryota; Fungi; Ascomycota; Sordariomycetes; Glomerellales; Plectosphaerellaceae
Product: YTP1
Exons: 4
Coding region: 1-1383 (460 amino acids)
Source: RefSeq, a predicted model, not a curated record